Messenger RNA from Heterocephalus glaber (naked mole-rat), 2010 nucleotides. Lineage: Eukaryota; Metazoa; Chordata; Mammalia; Rodentia; Bathyergidae. The record is from RefSeq and is a predicted model, not a curated record.
AUGGAUUGUACAUCAAAAAGAGCAUCCAGGCCCUGCCCCUGCAGGAGCUGGGGUGCCUCCUCGGCCAAGCCCGGGUGGUCCCUGCGCGGCUUGGCCGGACCACCACCCUCCGGGGCAGGGACGGCCAGGGCUAAGUGGUGCAGAGCCCGGGGUGCCACCGAGGGUGGGAGGCCACGCAGAGGCUGUGAAGGAUCAAAAUGGUUUCAGUCCCAUCAUGUUCGUCUGACAGGAGCUACUGGUGGUUUUCUAGGAAAGGUGCUUCUGGAAAAGUUGCUGAGGUCUUGUUCUAAGGUGAAUUCAGUGGAUGUUUUGGUGAGGCAGAAAGCUGGUCAGACACCCCAGGAGCGAGUGGAAGAAGACCUUAGUGGUGCGCUUUUUUUUUUUAAUUGAGAUGAAAAUCCAGAUUUUAGAGAGAAAAUUGUAACAAUCAACAGUGAACUCACCCAGCAUAAAUUGGCUCUUAGUGAAGAAGAUAAAGAAGUCAUCAUAGAUUCUACCAAUGUUAUAUUCCACUGUGCAGCUAUAGUACGGUUUAAUGAAAAUUUAAGAGAUGCUUUUCAGUUAAAUGUGAUUGCUAUAUGACAGCUUAUUCUCCUUGCACAACAAAUGAAGAAUCUGGAAGUGUUCAUGCAUGUCUCAACAGCAUAUGCCGACUGCAAUCGAAAGCAUAUUGAUGAAGUAGUCUGUCCACCCUCUGUAGAUCCCAAGACUGAUUCUUUAGAAAGGAUAGAUGAUGACCUAGUAAAUAUCACACCAAAAUUAAUAGGAGACAGACCUAAUACAUACAUAUACAUAAAAGCUUUGGCAGAAUAUGUUGCACAGCAAGAAGGAGCAAAGCUAAAUGUGGAGAUUGUAAGGCCGUCAAUUGUUGGUGCCAGCUGGAAAGAAUCUUUUCGUGGAUGGAUUGAUAACUUUAAUGGACCAAGUGGUCUCUUUAUUGUGGCAGGGAGAGGAAUUCUUGGAACAAGGUGCACCUCCAACAACGCCCUUGCAGAUCUUGUUCCUGUAGAUGUAGUUGUCAACACAAGACCUACGGCAGCCUGGUAUUCUGGAGUUAAUAGACCAAGAAACAUCAUGGUGUAUAAUUUUACAAUGGGCAGUACUAAUCCUUUCCACUGGGGCAAAGUUGAAUACCAUGUAAUUUCCACUUUCAAGAGGAAUCCUCUUGAACAGGCUUUCAGACCACCCAAUGUAAAUUUAAUGUCCAAUCACCUUUUAUAUCAUUACUGGAUUGCUGUAAGCCAUAAGGCCCCAGCAUUCCUGUAUGAUAUCUACCUCAGGAUGACUGGAAGAAGCCUACGGAUGAUAAAAACAAUAAUUCAUCUUCACAAAGCUAUGGUGUUUCUUAAAUAUUUCACAAGUAAUUCUUGGGUUUGGCAUACUGAUAGUGUCAAUAUGUUAAUGUAUCAACUGAACCCUGAAGAUAAAAAGACCUUCAGUAUUGAUGUAGGACAAUUACAUUGGGCAGAGUAUAUAGAAAACUAUUGCAUGGGAACUAAGAAAUAUAUUUUAAAUGUAGAAAUGUCUGGCCUCCCUGCAGCUAGAAAACAUCUGAACAAGUUGCGGAACAUACGUUAUGGUUUCAAUAUUAUCCUUGAGAUCCUGAUCCGGUGCAUGUUUAUUGCAAGGUCACAAAUGGCAAGAAACAUCUGGUGCUUUGUGGUCAGUCUGUGUUACAAGUUUCUGUCACACUUCAGAGCGUCCAGCACUGAGAUACUGAAGACCCAGAAUCUCGCGAGCACCUGUGGCGAGCACUUCCCAGAUGAGAACUUCAAGCUGAAACACUAUGGCCCCAGCUGGGUGAACAUAGCCAGUGCUGGCGAAGACACCAGCAGUACCCACUUCUUCAUCACUACAGUCAAGACAGCCUGGCUGGACACCAAGCACAUGGUGUUUGGCAAAGUUCUAGAGGGCGUGGGUUUGGUGAUUUAUCGACUUGCUUGGCACAACACUAAUGAGGGUGAAGGUGGCCCAGGCUCUGUGCUGCGCUGGUCCAGUGCCCGCACCUGA